GGUGAUGAGUGUUAGCAGUAACGAAAAUGGCAGUGAAUUGCUUUUUGGGUUCAUUUAAAAGACUGAACAUCGCCGCCAUCAACUCAGUAAAUGAGCACCUAUGUGUUAAUCAUCUUAUCAGAGUUCAGAGCCGAGGAUAUGCAAAGAAACCUACUGUCAAGGGGAAAGGCAAAGGAAUGGUGAAAGAAGCAUUAAAAGGCCCAGAGGUUUGUAAAGACCCAGUCCGACUGACCAGUCAUGCCGUCGGGGUCAACAUCUUCAAACAGGGCGAGGAUCCCCCGCUGAAGCCCCAAGAGGAGUAUCCGGAGUGGCUGUUUCAGCUGGAUCUCGGCCCUCCGAAAAAACUUCCCGACCUGGACCCGGAAAGCCGAGAAUACUGGAAGGUUCUCCGGAAAGAACACAUGUGGAGAUUUAACAGACUCCAUAAGGGCAAAAAACUCUAAACGCUGGGAAUGGGAACUUGAUUUUCCUCCUGGACGCACUCACGUGUUGGGUCAGUCUUCGUCCAGACCCUCAGAUACCAGCCGUGUGUUCGCCUGCUCCAAGCCUGUUCUCCCCCAGACGUCAGCGGCCGUCAGCUGACUCUCUAACCCAUCACUCCGGACCUCACUUAAACCUACAGGAACGAUCUGAGAUGUUUGUUUAGUUGCUGCAGGUUUUUCCCCUCGUUUCACAGGGUGUGUUAUGUGGAUUGUAAUGUUAAUACAACCUGCGACAGAGAGAAGCUUCCCUCCAUCACAACUCUGUAUUGACCAACAGCAAUGUUUUAUUAAUACCAUUGCUUGCUGAUUAUCACGUCAAACAAACAACUGUCCCUCUUGGCAAAAAAGAAUGAA
Messenger RNA from Chanos chanos (milkfish), 836 nucleotides. RefSeq names its product mitochondrial ribosomal protein L54 (gene mrpl54). NCBI's taxonomy places the organism in Eukaryota, Metazoa, Chordata, Actinopteri, Gonorynchiformes, Chanidae. Gene Ontology annotation, cellular component: mitochondrial large ribosomal subunit. The transcript has 3 exons. Bases 27 to 443 code for a protein of 138 amino acids. The record is from RefSeq and is a predicted model, not a curated record. Gene Ontology annotation, molecular function: structural constituent of ribosome.